GUGGUUGUGUUUGUGUAUACUAAUUAUUAUUAUUAUUAUUAUUAUUAUUACGCGCUCGUGCACGGUGUUUUCUCGCGCAGUACAGCGGCAACAACGGCGACGGUAGUGUGUGCGUAUCUCACUCGCGGCGUACAGUGGUGUUUUGACAAUACAUCGCGUAAUGUUAUAUUAUUUUUAUCAUACGUUCGUACUACAACUAUAUUGAUAUUUAUUUAUAACGUUAGUAAAACAGCUUGUACACGUACGAAUCAAUCGUUCUGACGUAAGUCCAAUUUUAAUUUAAACAAAAUUCCCAUCGACGGUCUUCAAAAGCACCAGAGAGAAAAAGUCGUGAUAAUCUCUCUGCAGCGGUCCGCAUCUCUCGAUACUUUAAAUAUAUUGUAUAAGAAUCAAAAACAGUUUUCGUAUAUAGUUGCGAGCGUUAUUUUUGUGGGCGACGUGCCCGCCAUAAAUGUCAUCGGCAUCGUCCAGGUCUAUACCAUCAGCACCGUCAACGCGAUGAUUGCUUCGGAGACUCGUAACCAUUGCGCCGCCGUAGUCAUGGAUUUAAGCACGCGGGCCAGUUCCGGCGGUGGAGGCGAUUCCAACGACGGCGGUAACCACGGUCGCCGGCGCAACGGUGGCGGUAGACCGGCCAAGUCAGUGUUUUCCAUCAGGAGUUUAGUCGGAGAAGACACGGUUCGCAGCCGUUGCGACCGGGAUGUCGACGGCAGCGGCGAUGACGACGACAGAGACGAUCACGCAGCGGCGGUGGCAGUAACGGCGUCGGAAGUAUCGGCAGUGGCCGCAGUAGCGACGGCCGACGAAAGCCGCGGACUUCAGAAAGACGAUCAGCCGCAGUCGGGAGAGUGUGCGCUGACGCAAGCGGGGUUGCCAUUCGACGAUCAGCGACGCACGGCCGCGGCCACCGCGGUGGCCAUGGCUGCAGCCGCGACCAUGAUGCGAGAGAGGUCCGCCGUCGUGGCGGCGGCGAUGGCUGUUCAACAACAACAACAGCACAAGCAGCUCCAACAACAGCAACAGCAACAGCAACAACAACAACAGCAACAGCAACAGCAGCAGCAGCAGCAACACCACCAAAUGCAACAACAGCAACACUGUAGGUCUUUAAUGGCCACGGCAGCCGGUGGCCGCGGUCCCGGAUCCGGCACGGUCGGUUACGAUUAUUAUUCGUCGCCCCCGCCCGGUUAUUACGGCGGCGGCGGCGGCGCUGUGGACGACGAUAACGGCGCGGACGACGACCUGGAAAACGGCGGAUGUGACGACCACGACCACGGCGACGGCGAUGGCAGGGACGGAAUCGUGGACAUGAGCGGUACCGGUGGCGGCCACGACGCUUCGGCGGACAACGAUGACGACUGCUACGGCGGCCCGCCGUCCGCGGGCGGCACCAAUAAGAGGAAACAGCGCCGGUACCGGACCACGUUCACCAGCUACCAGCUGGACGAGCUGGAGAAGGCGUUCGGCCGGACUCACUACCCGGACGUGUUCACCAGAGAGGAGCUGGCGUCGAAAAUAGGAUUAACUGAAGCCAGAAUACAGGUGUGGUUCCAAAACCGACGGGCGAAAUGGCGCAAACAGGAGAAAGUCGGACCACAGGCUCACCCGUACAGCGGCGGCGGCGGCAAUCCGUACUUGGGCGUGCCGAAUUCCAUGUCUGCCGGCCGCCACAGCCCGUCUGCGGCCGCGCUGAGUCCGCUGCCGGCCAACCCACCGUUCAUGAUGACGGGCGGCAUGGGCUUGGGCGGCGGCGGCCCGCUGGGAAUGGGUAACAUCGGUCUGGGCAGUCACCAUUUGCUGCACCCCGGCCACCACCAUCAUCACCAUCACCAGCAGCAGUUGCAGGCCGCGGCUGCCAUGGCUGCCGCACUGCGCGGCCACCACCACCAGCACCAUCAUCCAGGCAACGGCGGAGGUGGCAGGUCGUCACCACUGCCGCCGACGUCGCAGGCCCUGUCGACCGUCGCCGCGGCCGCCAUGGAACUGCAACUCCAGCAACAGCACCAACGCAGCAACGGGGCCGCUGC
Melanaphis sacchari is the source of this 2027-nucleotide messenger RNA. Its product is annotated as retinal homeobox protein Rx-like. Gene Ontology annotation, biological process: regulation of transcription by RNA polymerase II. The record is from RefSeq and is a predicted model, not a curated record. Gene Ontology annotation, molecular function: DNA-binding transcription factor activity, RNA polymerase II-specific; RNA polymerase II transcription regulatory region sequence-specific DNA binding. Lineage: Eukaryota; Metazoa; Arthropoda; Insecta; Hemiptera; Aphididae.